AUGGAACCGAAAGUUAAUGAAUUUGAUAUGUAUUCACAAGACAGUGUGUUUGCAGAACAAGGAGUUGAACAUACUUGUAAACUAAAGAGAAAGGAAAUUGAUUGGAAAAUAGAAUUUGACAAGCUUCCUCAAAAAUCAUCGAAAUACUUUGAAUCUGUCCAGAACAAUCAUGUUGUCACCACACCUAAUAUUGAUUCAUGUGAAUGAGGGGGACAAUACUGUGACAGAUAUUUUCUACAGUUCCCCACAAUAACAAUGCAUAAAUUACUCUAGCUUCCAAGUUUGAUAGAGCUAAGCUCAGGUGCAAUGAAAUUAAUUUCAUCAAGCCUCACGGAAUUUCUCCAAAAUAAAUGAAAAUGAAUAUCCUGAAAUGAUCAAAUAUUUAACUGAAAUUCAUGAUGCACUAAAUCUCAAUGAUCUGAAUUUAUAUCAACCCUUCCAUACAUAAUCGCAUGUAUAGGAAUAGUACUUGGUAUAGGUUUUAUAUUUAUUUUCAACUUCAAACUCCAUCUCCGUAUGCUUACUGCCUUAUGAAUAACCCUCACAUUCCUCAUAAUCGCAAUCAUAACCCAUAAACUACUCCAAGCUACUUUACCAGCCUCCUCCAUCUCCUCAAAAUCAUGGGACAACCACUCACAAAUCCCUAAGCCAAAGUUCAAGAAAAUUGUUAAUAAGGUUCUGCACUGAAGUCGGAUUAACCUAACCGUGAGUUCUCAACAAAGGCAGGUUCUUACCCAACAAGAGAUUGCUGAAAGCCACGAACAAAGUUGAAAGUCCGAGCCUCAGUUCUUAGAAAACGAAGAUGAAGGUUUUCACGAAGAAUCAAACACUCCUCUCCAAGAAGAGAACAUAUAUGGGGAUGAUAUCGAACAAGGUUUCCAGACUAAUACUAAGGAAGCAAUCAACCCAGCCAAAUCUCUAGAGGAGGAUAAAGAAGCAGUGAUUAUUGAAGAUCCUAAAAAUACUCAAGCUUUUAAGACAGAAGCUUCUGGAAAAUUACCUAUAAGUGAGGGUAAAACACCAAAUAGAAAAUCAUCAAGCCUGAAAAGAAGGAGUCCAGUUAAUUUCUCGAAGUAUAACUCACCAGUAGAGAUAAAGACACCAUAUGACUUAAAGCUUAGUCAUUGGGAUGACCAAGACCAUGAGAAAUAUUGGUGGAAUAGGAGACUUUACAAGCUCCAGAAGUUAUUAGUCAAAUCUACCCUUGAAGAUGCUCAAAAAUCUUGGAUUAAGAGUAACUUCCAAGACUCACUCAUGAGUUACAAAUCAAUGGGAAUGCAAGACCAAAAAGAGACGGCUAUGAACAUCCUGAGCAGAAACGAUAAAGCCAAGCCCAUCAAAAAUACUGAAGGAUUAAACCAAGAAAUACUGAAUAGCUCAAAAAUAGUCACCCGUAUGACAAAAGUUCCUCCUAUUAAAAAGAAAAUUGAUAGGACGAAGACUCAACUGAUGCCAGCAACUAAGAUCAAAUCUAUCCCUAAGUUGUUACUAAAAGCUCUUAAGAAUGGGAAUAUUAACCCUCGAAGACAGAGAAGUAAGCCUCAAUUACAAAAGAGAGCGACAAUUAGGGAUACUCCUGUGAUGAUCAAAAUAGAUACCUUUGUUGAAGAUAAUCAAAGUCAAUUUUCAAGUAGAAGGAAGAACCUUCAAAAGCAAGCUGAAAAAGAAAAAGAUAAAAAUAAUAUUAGAAGCAUUCUAAAGCAAAUUGGUCAAGAUGAAUCUGGGUCCAAUAAUAUUAAAGAAAUGGAUUUAGACACUCCAUUCGAGUCAAUGGAAGAUUCUCUAAGCAGAGCUGAUUCUAAGGUACAGAGUGCCAGUCACAAAGAAAACACCUCUACCAUAAAUAUUGCGAAUAGUGAAGAGCAGAAGUUUCAGAGUAAACCAGAUGUACUCAAAUACUCUAAUUCUAACUUUACAGGAUGCGAGAGUGAUAGCAUAGCUAGUGGAAUUAAGAACUUCAGGGACCAUAUCCCUUUCAAAAACAAGCUAAAAUUUCUUAAAAAGACAUCUACUAAUCAGCAUAGUAGCUCUAAAGGCUUGAAUGAGGCUGUUGACCAAAAGGACCAAAUUGAAUCCACCUAGAUAAUUUCAUAAAUUCGAAAUUCAAUAU
Molecule: messenger RNA, 2110 nt
Organism: Moneuplotes crassus
Lineage: Eukaryota; Ciliophora; Spirotrichea; Euplotida; Euplotidae
Source: the annotation of a GenBank genome assembly